AUGCCCACCUAUGCCAAAUUCAUGAAGGAUAUCAUCGCUAAAAAGCGAACAAUUGCAGACCAUCCCAUUAUUCUAACAGAAACUUGUAGUGCUAUUUUGCAGGGUCUGAAGAUUCCAGUGAAAAAGAAGGAUAGAGGAGCAGUAACCAUCCCUUGCACUAUUGGAGAUAGAUCUUUCAAGAGAGCUCUAAUUGAUCUGGGGGCAAGUAUCAGUCUCAUGCCUUUAUCCAUCUACAAAAAGUUGGGAAUUGAUUUCGUAAUUCUUGAAAUGCCAGAAGAUGAAGAGAUGCCGAUAAUUUUGGGACGACCAUUCUUGGAAACGGGGAGAGUCAUGAUAGAUAUGGAUGGGGGAACUCUUACUUUGAAGGUUUAUGAUGAAGAGUUAAAAAUCAAUGUUCAUAAUACCAUGAAGCAUAAAGAGGAUAUUGGCACCAGUAGUAAUAUACAAGUGCUCGAACAAGUGGUAGAAAGUGACCAUGUGGAGAGUGUAUCGCAAUUACCUCUCGAAAGAGUUUUGAGCAUGUCAAUUUUUGGGGAAAAUGAAGAAGCCAAUGAUAAUGAAUUAGAGGUGGUAUCAAUGUUGGAAACUCAACCUAUCUUUAAAGGUUCUUGA
Messenger RNA from Vicia villosa (hairy vetch), 612 nucleotides. RefSeq lists its product as uncharacterized. The transcript is spliced from 2 exons. The record is from RefSeq and is a predicted model, not a curated record. Bases 1 to 612 code for a protein of 203 amino acids. Lineage: Eukaryota; Viridiplantae; Streptophyta; Magnoliopsida; Fabales; Fabaceae.